Rattus rattus (black rat) is the source of this 882-nucleotide messenger RNA. RefSeq names its product granzyme-like protein 2. The record is from RefSeq and is a predicted model, not a curated record. Gene Ontology annotation, biological process: proteolysis. The transcript has 5 exons. Lineage: Eukaryota; Metazoa; Chordata; Mammalia; Rodentia; Muridae. Gene Ontology annotation, cellular component: cytoplasm; intracellular membrane-bounded organelle. The coding region runs from base 74 to 820 and encodes 248 amino acids. Gene Ontology annotation, molecular function: serine-type endopeptidase activity.
CCUCACCUGAUGGUUUAAAAGUUGUGAGAAGUAACGAAGUGAGUAGUUGAGACCUGGUCAGACCCUGAAGAGGAUGUUCCUGUUCCUGUUCUUCCUGGUGGCCGUCCUACCAGUCAACACUGAAGGAGGAGAGAUCAUAUGGGGUACAGAGUCCAAACCCCACUCCCGGCCCUACAUGGCAUUCAUAGAGUUUUAUGAUAGUAAUUCAAAACCCCAACGCUGUGGCGGUUUCCUGGUGGCAAAAGACAUCGUAAUGACAGCAGCUCACUGUAAUGGAAGAAAUAUAAAAGUAACCUUAGGUGCUCACAAUAUCAAGAAACAAGAAAACACCCAGCCCAUCUCUAUUGUAAAAGCCAAACCUCACGAGAACUAUGACAGACAUUCACGGUUUAAUGACAUCAUGCUCCUGAAGUUGGAACGCAAAGCUCAACUCAAUGGUGUUGUGAAGACGAUUGCCCUUCCUAGGAGCCAGGACUGGGUGAAACCUGGGCAGGUGUGCACAGUGGCAGGUUGGGGACACUUGGCCAAUUGUACUUCAUCUAACACACUUCAAGAAGUGAAUCUAGAAGUUCAGAAAGGCCAGAAGUGCCAAGGCAUGUCCGAAGACUACAACGACUCCAUCCAGCUUUGUGUGGGAAACCCCAAGGAGGGGAAGGCUACCAGUGAGGAAGACUCAGGGGGUCCCUUUGUGUGUGAUGGAGUGGCCCAGGGCAUUGUCAGUCGUCGCUUGUGUACUGGGACACUUCCUCGAGUAUUCACCAGAAUCUCCAGCUUUAUACCGUGGAUUCAGAAAACAAUGAAACUCCUUCAACAACGCUAGAACAGAAAACCUGUGUCUGGGCCAAUGUCCAGCAUCCUGGGGUAUGGCUAUCUGAGUCUUAA